Molecule: messenger RNA, 3848 nt
Organism: Gasterosteus aculeatus aculeatus (three-spined stickleback)
Lineage: Eukaryota; Metazoa; Chordata; Actinopteri; Perciformes; Gasterosteidae
Source: RefSeq, a predicted model, not a curated record
UGGAGGAAACGAAUCGGGUGCGUGUUAAUAAUUACAUUUGUCUCUGUCGUCACACAACUAAGUUACAAACCUGCAGAGCUGAUGUAACUGAGGUAACUCUGUUUAACCACCCUGCGGAUCUGCCGGUUAUUUUAUCCCCGUUAACUUAACAGUUAAUUAUUAUCACCCGGUGUCCUCCACCUAUCUCUACUCCAAUAAGUCGGCUACAUUUAAACACUCCGAACUCCCUUUUUCACAACCGUAGAGCUCACAGGGAUCUACGACUACGACCUGGUUGUUAUUGGUGGCGGUUCAGGAGGCCUAGCUUGUUCAAAAGAAGCAGCACGGUUGGGACAGAAAGCGGCUGUCCUGGAUUAUGUGGAGCCAUCCGUUAAAGGUACCAAGUGGGGUCUUGGUGGUACGUGUGUGAAUGUUGGCUGCAUUCCCAAGAAGCUCAUGCACCAGGCUGCUCUCCUUGGCACCGCCGUCAAAGAUGCCAGGAAGUAUGGAUGGCAGAUCUCAGGGCCCAUCUGCCACGACUGGGCCACCAUGGCCGAGGCCAUUCAAAACCACGUCAGGUCUCUGAACUGGGGUCACAGAGUUCAGCUGCAGGACAAGAAGGUGAAGUAUCUGAAUGUCAAAGGAAGUCUGGUGGACGAACACACUGUCAGAGGAUUAACUAAAGCAGGGAAAGAGAUGAUCCUGACAGCCAAGAACAUCGUGAUCGCCACAGGCGGGCGGCCAAAUUACCCCAUCGGGAUCCCAGGAGCAAAGGAGCACGGCAUCACCAGUGACGACAUCUUCUGGCUGAAAAAGUCGCCCGGGAAAACGCUUGUGGUUGGAGCCAGCUAUGUGGCUCUGGAGUGUGCAGGCUUCCUCACCGGCAUCGGCUUGGACACCACCGUGAUGGUCCGCAGCAUCGCCCUCCGGGGCUUUGAUCAGCAAAUGGCGGGUCUAAUCACAGACUACAUGGCGACAUAUGGGACAAAGUUUUUAUGGAAGAGUGUCCCAAAGAGUGUGGACAAACUUUCCUCAGGAGCCCUCCAGGUGACCUGGACCGACACCCGCACAGGGGACGAACACAAGGACACUUACGACUCGGUGUUAUGGGCAGUCGGCAGAGCCCCUGAAACCAAAGCGCUGGGCCUGGACCAGCUUGGCGUGCGCCUCAAAAAGGAGACGGGCAAAAUCCUUCUGGGCUCUGACGAAUCCACCUCGGUGCCAAACAUCUUUGCUUUUGGUGACAUCGGCGAGGGUCGUCCUGAAUUGACCCCAACGGCCGUUAAAGCGGGAAAGCUUCUCGCCCGUCGAUUGGCCGGGCUCAGCGCUGAACUCAUGAACUACGACAACGUGCCCACUACUGUGUUCACCCCCCUUGAGUACGCCUGUGUGGGUCUGUCUGAGGAGGACGCUGAGGAGCGGCACGGGAAAGACGGCAUAGAGGUCUACCAUGCUUUCUACAAGCCUCUGGAAUUCAUCGUUGCAGAGCGCGAUGCCAGCCAGUGUUACUUAAAGGUGGUGUGUGCGCGGGGCGGAGAGCAGAAGAUCCUGGGUUUGCACUUCACUGGCCCAAACGCUGGAGAAGUCGCACAGGGCUUUGCCAUGGGCUUCCAGUGUGGUGCAACAUAUUCCCACCUGCUGCAGACGGUGGGCAUCCACCCAACCUGUGCCGAGGAGGUGGUCAAGGUCAACAUCACAAAGCGGUCCGGCUUGGACCCCGCGGUGACCGGCUGUUGAGGUUAAGCACCUCGGUUUCUGAACACUAGUGAGCAGACGGGGUUCCUCCGGGGAAGUUGAACUAAGUUAGCCUGUCUCUCUCCUUCUCCAUCUCCUUUUUAAUAUGGCUCCCAAAUGGUUCUCGGCUUCACACUCCUCUCCCCGGGAACACAGUGUCUUCAUGGGGUCAGUCGCUAAGGUUCUAACCGGCUGCCCAGGAUAGCGUCACUUACGCCUCAUGCAAUAACCCGAGCUCUGAGCAUAGCAAUGCUCACGCUGUGAGGGCAUCGUGUAAAAGCACAAGGUUUGAGGAUCAGGUUAGUGAGAGUUGUGCGUCUUUAAAUAAAUGUGCUCAUUGAUCAGAGGUAAGGCCUGAGCUCAGGCUUUUGUUGAACUCAUACGAGAACUGGGGACCAAACCCCUUACUUUUCUCUGAAUAUAUAUAUAUAUAUAUAUAUAUAUAUAUAUUAUAUUCUGCAAAUAUUGUUGUUUCUCUGGCUGUACUUCCUGUCCAUUAGUCUUGGAAGUGACACAUACCACACACCCCCACAAACCCCUCCUCCCACCCCCCGUGACACUGAUGGAUGGCCCCAGGGCCGUCGCCGCAACACCGCUCCAUUUCCCAUGGACACACACAAACAGUCGGUGGGCCGCUUGUCAGUCAGCCGACCGAGACCUGGCCAGGGAUCUCCGGCUUGUUUAGGCCCCAGCAGACCCCGGACCCCUUCCUUUUCCUCCACGUCCUUCUCCCUCCAAAUGCAUGAAAGAACAGAGUGGGACUCGCAAAAUAAUUUGCUGCCUGGAUGCAACGGGGAAACUCUACCUGUUAAUAACAGCGCUUUGAGCUUUUACUAUGACUGUAAUAUUCAGCUUCACCCAAAGGUGGCACUAUCGCCCCUUCGAUUCACCCGUUCUUUCUGAGCCGAGAAUGGAAGGUGGGAUAAAGUAGUCACCGGAUAGAGAAUAGGGCUGAAUACGUUCGGGUGGCACAUUUAAUCCCUUUAAUCCCUAUAAAAGAUAUGUGCUCUUGGAAGCCGUUUGAAUGCAGACUGUCUUUAUUGGUGCCAAACUGAUACGGGUUAUCUGUUGUGUAUUUACAUUGAUGGCAGUUUAGGCCUAAGGAGCCAUCACACUUGAAGAUAAGGCAAGUUGUUUAUGUCAAUAGAGCAGUAAAAGACCCCUCAGAGUUCUGAGUGCUCCAAGCGUUGAACCCACGGACUGAACUUGGCAACUUGGGUUUAUUAUGUAGAGGAGGAGGAGGACGAGGAUAUACUGGGUUGCGCUAGAAAUCAGGGGACCUAAGAGGAGGCUGCUGGCUACAGUUUAUUUUUAUUUGAAGUCUAAUCUGCCCGUUCUGAUUAAUUAUUUCGAUGAGGGGAGUGACAGUGCGCCAGGAGAUGGGGAGAGCAAAAAGAGCGAGAGAGCGGGAGGUACCAGGUUUAUUUGGACCGGGGCCAGAGGAGAGGGAGAAGGAGAGAGCUGAGUUUCAAGCCCGGUCAGGGGGGAUUCCUGUGUGCUCUGUUCAGGGCCGAGGUGGUGACUGAAGGACCCUGACCUCCGCUCAGCAGGAACAGCUUGACUCUAUCACUCGGGAGCACAGAGGGCUCACAUGCCGCAGUGCUGCCCGGCUCGGGGGGGUUGGGAGGGGGUAGGAUGGCACAAGGAGACUGUCGGUACCAACUCGCCAACACGCCACAGAGCGGUAGCACUGUGUUGGCCCAGGGUAAUUGAGUCUCUUUUCCUGAGCUUAACGAGCCGCUUCGGAGACCCCGGGGGGGGGGGCAACAUGAGGGAAGUUAUUGAGGCCAUCAGUGUAACUGUAAUGUCUGUUUGCUUUUUACCCUCCGCUUCCCCUCCGGGUUUUCUCAUCUGCUGUGGCGGCUCACACACACAAAACGGCUUUCUUUUUAAACGACAUGUCCGUCUAGUGUGAAUAUCUGGGGGGCGGGAGGGGGUCAGGGUUCAACUUUUAGGUCGGCCAGCUAAUGAUGGCUUGCACUAAAACCCAAAACUGGGGAGUGCAGGCCUGAUGUCGCCUGGCCGCCAACUUACGCACUUGUAAAUAGAGAAAUGUAAUUUUCCAUUAAAGCUUCCAUAUACAUAAUUUAUAUGUACACUUGGGAAUGCAAGAUUAAAGUAAUGAUGCCCACCGA